AAGAGUUUGUGGCUUUCAAACAAUUAUAUGGGGAAUUGCGUGGUUAAGGCUAAGGAUAAUGAUUCUGAUUAUAAUGUGGAUUUUGCUGCUGGGAAUGUGAAACUUAUUACCACCAAAGAAGCUUGGGACCAAAAGUUGGAAGAAGCAAGGAGGGAUGGCAAAAUUGUGAUUGCGAAUUUCAGUGCAGGAUGGUGUGAUCCUUGUAAGAUGAUUGCACCAUAUUACAGCGAGUUAUCUGAGAAAUACUCAUCUAUGAUGUUCUUAUUAGUUGAUGUGGAUGAACUAACUGACUUCAGCAUUUCAUGGGACAUCAAAGCAACACCAACUUUCUUUUUUCUUAAAGAUGGAGAAGAACUUGACAAACUUGUAGGAGCCAACAAGCCAGUGCUGGAGAAGAAGAUAGAUGCCAUUUCUGAUUCAGUUUCCCAGUGACUAUUGUUUUAUUCCUCUUUGUAAGAAGCCGUUGGCUUCUUCCUUUGACAAAGUAACAACUCGUGGUGUUGAGUGUUCUACAUGUUU
This is a messenger RNA of Gastrolobium bilobum, 519 nucleotides long. Its product is annotated as thioredoxin H9-like. The record is from RefSeq and is a predicted model, not a curated record. Bases 28 to 432 code for a protein of 134 amino acids. The transcript is spliced from 4 exons. NCBI's taxonomy places the organism in Eukaryota, Viridiplantae, Streptophyta, Magnoliopsida, Fabales, Fabaceae.